GUGGAAGUGGAAUAAAUGUCCAGCGUUCUUACACGCGUGCACGUGUCUCGCGAGCUCCCUGAUUGCAAAUUACGUCCGCCAGGCAGCGCUGUGCAAUCAAGCCGAGCUUGCUUGGGUGCAGGCAGGCCCACCGACGCUGCGAAUUGCACGCACUCCCCUCGGGCGUCUCGGGCCACUUUUGCCGUCACUCUGCACCGAAGCGGCUCCCCUCGCAUUCUUCUUCCCCCGGAUUCAACGCGUGGAUUUGGAUAUUUUUCUCCCCUCCUUUCCCUGUUAUGUGACAGUGGACUGCGCCGUUGCUGUUUGCGGCAAAAGGCGGCGUGGCAAGGACGCGGAAUUGCGAAACGACCCCGAGGAAGCUUCUGGAAAACUCAGCAACCGUCCGAACCUUUCGCCAUGGAAACGGCAAGCCAGAGACGCAGCGGGCGCAGCGCCGUCUCGCCGGCCCGCAUCACCCGGCUUCAGGAGAAGGAGGACCUGUGCAACCUCAACGACCGGCUGGCCGUCUACAUCGACAAGGUGCGCUCGCUGGAGGCGGAGAACGCGGGCCUGCGUCUGCGCAUCACCGAGUCCGAGUCGCACGUCAGCCGGGACCUCAGCGGCAUUAAGGCGGCCUACGAGGCCGAGCUGGCCGACGCCCGCAAGACCCUGGACCAGGUGGCCAGGGAGCGGGCCCGCCUGCAGCUGGACCUCAGCAAAGUCAGGGAGGAAUACAAGGAGCUCAAAGCCAGGAACAGCAAGAAGGAGUCUGACCUGGAUGCGGCCCUGGCCCGCCUCCGGGACCUGGAGGCCCUGCUCAACUCCAAAGACGCCGCCCUCAGUACGGCGCUGGGGGAGAAGCGCAACCUCGAGGUCGAGAUCAAGGAUCUCAAGGCUCAGGUGGCCAAGUUGGACGUCGCUCUGGCAGACGCCCGUCGUCAGCUUCAGGACGAGAUGCUCCGUCGCGUGGACGCCGAGAAUCGUCUGCAGACGGUGAAGGAGGAGCUGGAGUUCCAGAAGAACAUCUACAACGAGGAAAUCCGCGAGUCCAAGCGUCGGCACGAGUCCCGCAUGGUGGAAAUCGACAGCGGGCGGCAGCAGGAGUUUGAGAGCAAACUGGCGGAGGCGCUGGCCGAGUUGAGGGGUCAGCACGAGGAGCAAGUUGGGCUGUUCAAAGCCGAGCUGGAGAAGACUUACAACUCCAAGCUGGAGAACGCCCGGCAGUCGGCCGACAGGAACAGCCACUUGGUGGGCGCCGCGCACGAAGAGCUGCAGCAAACGCGCAUUCGGGUCGAGGGCUUGACGGCGCAGCUCAGCCAGCUGCAGAAACAGCUGUCCCUGAGCGAGGCCAAAGUACGCGAGCUGGAGGACACGCUGAGCCGGGAGCGCGACCUGAUGCGGCGCCGGCUGGAUGAGAAGGAGCGCGAGAUGGCCGACAUGCGAGCGCGCCUGCAGCAGCAGCUGGACGAGUACCAGGAGCUCCUGGACAUCAAACUCACCCUGGACAUGGAGAUCAGCGCCUACAGGAAACUGCUGGAGGGCGAGGAGGAGAGGUUGCAGCUGACCCCCAGCCCCCCGCCCGGCCGGGUGACGGUGACGCGCACCUCGGGCUCGUCCCACAGCCACAGCCGCCUGCUCCACGCCACCCCGGCGGCCGCCUCCAGCAGCCGCACGUCGUCCGGCGUCGCCAAGAAGCGCCGCCUCAACGACGACGACAGCGACACCUCCAGCGUGAUGGCGGCCGGCGGCACCGUCACCAAGACGCGCAUCAUGCAGCACGCCGCCGCCAGCGGGCGCGUCACCGUGGACGAGGUGGACCAGGACGGGAAGUAUGUCAAGCUUAGCAACAAGAGCGACGAGGACCAAUCACUAGCCGGCUGGCAGUUGAAGAGACAAGUCGGGGGCGGCACCCCCAUCGUCUACAAGUUCCCCCACAAGUUCACCCUGAAGGCCGGAGCCACCGUCACUAUCUGGGCGGCGUCGGGCGGCGGAAGCCACGCCCCCCCGUCGGAUCUGGUGUGGAAGAGUCAGGACUCGUGGGGCACCGGUGACAUCCUGCAGACCGUUCUCGUCAGCGCCGCUGGGGAGGAAAUGGCCAGCAGGAAAGUGACCCGCACGCUCUUCCAGGAGGAUGAGGAAGACAUGGGAGCGCACAGCACCAGCGGUGAGAACGAGUACAACCUGCGCAGCCGCACAGUCAUCUGCGACUCAUGCGGGCAAACGUCGGAUCGCGGCCACGGCGGCGGCGGCCUGUCUGAAGGCCUCGUGGGACAUUCCUUUUUCAUGGCUGACGCUCAGCCCAGACAGAGUCGCGUCCACCCCGAGAACUGCGUCGUCAUGUGAAAGCAGACUUGGCCCCGCCUCCUCCGGCUGCACAUGUUGGAGUCACUGCUGGGAUGUUCAUUUUUUUUCUUUCUUUCUUACGACAUGAUUUAUUUUUCUCCUUUUUUUUAAUAUAUAUAUAUAUAUAUAUAUAUACUCUGGACUUCUGUGCUGCUUGGAAGUUGACAGUAGCUUUCCUUUGCAUAAUCUACUUCCUGUAUGUUAUUAUUGCAUGUGCGCUAAUGCUAAUGCUAGUGCUAAUGCCCCUGGUUCACUUUUAAUGCUGUCAAAAGUCAACACGCACAGAUUGUGAUCCCCUGUAAACGCGCGUAUUGAUAUUGUUAGCCCAAUAGUAUAUUUGCGAGUCAUUUUAAAAAAAAAAAACUUGGUCGCAAUAUUUAAUAAAAUAUACUUGCUUAAACAUUUUUCUUGUUUUUUUUUAAUAAUGUUCGGAUCUGAUAUGGGCAACAAUGCUAUUAGCUAUCGACAGACAUUUAUACAUUAAAGAAAAUGAAGCCAAUGUGGCUUGUUUUGUGAUUAUUUUUUUGACUCAUUAAUCCUGUUUUUUUUUUUUUAAUUUAAUUUAAAUUGCAUCUGAUGUUUUGUGAUCUGGGUUUUUUUUCAUUUUACAACAGUCAUUUUUCCUUCACUUCCCAUCUUGCUCCCUCCUCCCCAUGAGUAUUUUAAAAGCAUUUUUUUUUUUUUUUAAAUCUAACCCUCAAAGAUGUGGGGUGACAGCGACUUUUAGAUUGGGUGUCCUCAUGUGUGCCUGCUGCCAUGUUAGCGCUUAUUAGCAUAAUCGUAAUACUUUUGGCAUGCCUUUGUGAUUUUUUUUUUUUCCUGUUUCCUGUAACUUGUCAUUAAAAAAAAUCUGUACUGUACUGUAUUCAAGCAGCUUGUCAGCCAAAGUAAGCAUAGCCAAGCGCUUUUUGGAAAAUACUUGAUGGCUGUAAUUUUGUAGUUUCAGAUUUUUUUUUUUUCCAUUUUUAUUUUAUUUUUAUUUUUAUUUUUUGGUGCUAUUACGGUCCCCAAAAGUGCCUUCCAAGUCCUAUCCAAAGAUUUAAAGUUUUCAGAGAGUUGUCACAAGCGGUGUCAAUUCAACGAGAUUAGAAUGUUCUGAAAUUUGCCAAAUGAAAAGGUUUCAUUUUGAGAGGUUGUGUCCUGAUCAAAGCCAUAUUCAUAAAUGUUGGAUUACUUUUGUGCUUCUUUUCCAAAUAAAACCUCAAAAGAA
This is a messenger RNA of Syngnathoides biaculeatus (alligator pipefish), 3532 nucleotides long. RefSeq names its product lamin-A-like. The record is from RefSeq and is a predicted model, not a curated record. NCBI's taxonomy places the organism in Eukaryota, Metazoa, Chordata, Actinopteri, Syngnathiformes, Syngnathidae.